AUGAGACAUUGACUUUCCUUUCAGACUCGAGCAAUGAAUUAUGGUACUCGAUCAUCAACGCGCUUCCAAACACAAUACAAUGUUGGGACGCAGGAUCCCGCAUCCAGCAUCCACACAAUUUCAUGAUGAUGUCUCACCCCCUGCAAAGCGAUUGAAGACCUUCGAAAGUACGGAUGGCGAGGACUCUCGAGAUGUUUCUGAUGCAGAAUCAAUCGUACAGACGCCUCGUCGCCAUCGUGAAGAGAUCCCGGAUUCCGAUGACGAGAACGAAUCUGGAGACGAUGGCCCAUCUACCAUUCAACGGCCUGCUGAGCUCGAAAGUGCUUUACCUCCAAUUAAAACGGACAAGGAGGCAAUUGACGAGUAUGAGGCAAUGCGAGCAGCUGAAGAUGUCCCAGAAGAUCUGAAGCCUCGCUUAAGUCAAAGAAAUUGGACCAAAGGAAAGAGCUCUAUUUACGUAGAUGCUUUUAACCUUGCUCUAGAAACUGUCUUGGAAGAUGAAGGACAUCUUUUUGAUGAGAAAGAGAUGGAGGUCUUCAGGCAGUGGAGAGACUUGAGUUACGAAGCUCAAUACUUAUAUGUUCGAUUAUUUCUCAGGAAAACCUCUGCAUGGCAUCGUAUCAACCGUCUCGGAUACUAUGGCGAUGUCUCAGAUCUACCAUCUACCGCCCAGGCAUUGCAAAUCGUUAAGAUUUUGCCCGACUCAACUGCAGACGUCCAUGCAAACCCUGCUGAACUCAGUCCACCUGAAGGGACAAUGCUUGAAUCAUGUUUCAGCUUUGCAGACUGUUCAGAGGAGAUGAUUACGACCAUGGAAGAAGCGUCUUCUUUGCUCAAUCUUGAGGAAGUCAAAACCCUUGCAAAAGAAGCUAGGGUCCAAGGAAAGAAUAAGUCCGGUCUACUUCAAGCUCUUCGAAAGAUGAGUCGAAAGCAGAGCGGUCUUGCCUGGGUUGGUCUGAAACGAUCUGACAGCGAGCAGACCAAUGCUUCUGAAUCUGGAGAGAAUGAUGACGAGGAAGACUCGAUGUCAGAUUCGAACAGAGACAAGCACUUCCUCAAGAAAAUAUUGGCAACCACGGGAUCUUGUAUUCGGCUCUCGUUGGUUACAUUGAAACUUUUCGAGAGGGUGCAUCUGGUCUUCUACAGGUCUACUGAAUGGACUGAUAAGUCUUUGACAACCAUUAUACUUGCUCGCAUAUCUCGUCGAAACUUUCCAGACUAUAUUGUCUCACGGUCUGCAAACAUCUUCCCAUCCAGAUCAGAGUUACUAGAAUUCGAAGCAGCUCUUCGAACGCAAUUUAGAGUCGACAAUAUCUUAGAACUCAAUGGCAACCCGGGCAAAGCUGGUCUGGAAGAAGUGCUUUCCAUAUUCGAGGCAGUCUACCCGCGUUGGCAAGUAUUGUUGAAAGAAGAGCAACGAAAAGAAGACCGAGUCUACGAGAGUGGCGAAGGUGCCUAUCUUCGCCGUUUCUCACCAGCAUGGGUCUAUACACGUAUCGUUCACAAAGGUAUGUAUGUCCUUGGACGCUUUAAAAUGCACGAACGAGAGCAUGCUGUCACUUCUGAGCUUCUUGAUCAGCGACUGUUCCAUGCAGCUCGACGUGGUGCUUGGUAUCAGCGAAAAGCACUUCUGGAAGAACACUACAUGUAUGCUCUACAACCACCUUUUGGUAGCUCAGAUAUCGAGCAGCAAAAGAGACAUUGGAAGCGAGUCUCUCUGCGAACUUGCGAGGCUGGACUACAGGAUAAAGAUUGCCACAUGAUCUACCACUACGACCUCCAAAAACGGAUCCGAAAGCUUGAAAAGAACUUGAAAAUUCCGAAGCGUGAGCAACAUGAUUUCGGACAUGUCUCCUUAGCAAAACCAAUCGAAGUCACAGUCAAGGGUGUUCAAAUCAAGAAGGAAUAUCCACCUGCUAAACGGCGUCCAAGUGCUCAAGGUGAAGAGCGUCAACGUAGCACAAAGACAAUUUGGAUUGAUGAAGCGGAGGGUGGUGGUGAAUGCAGCGUCGAAGCUAUGUGCUUGUCUGAUUACCGAUCAAGAGGAUACAAAGGCUAUCAUGCUGAAGGCGGUAUCAUCCGUACCUUGUUUGCAUAUAUGUUCUAUGAUGUGCUUUUCGUGUACAUCCCCAACGUGUUUCAGACGGCAUAUCAGACCUGUCCAUUGGACCUGCAUACGGAUGCAUUCUUUCCUUCUCGAGCGUCCGAAAUCAACCAUCGAUUAGUUGAGAUUGGGAACGGGUCAGCAGCCGAUAUAAUCCGUGCUGUUGAUGCGAGGGAAAGAGAAAAGCGCACUUGUAUCAUUGGUCUGAAUUGGGAUUUUGAGCUAGACGAUUUAUUGGAAAUCGUUGGCUGUUUUGAUGGACAGGCGCUUGCCACUGUUUGUAAAGUGAUGGCGCAAGAGUACAGAGUACGAGGUGGUGGUAUGCCUGAUCUCUUUUUGUGGGAUACGGAGAAGAAGGAAGUUGUCUUCUCUGAGGUCAAGAGCGAGAAUGACAGGUUGAGCGAUACUCAGAGGUUAUGGAUCCAUGUCCUGACAGGUGCGGGCAUCAGAGUCGAACUCUGUAAUGCGGUGGCAAGAGAAGUCAGGAUUGUAGCUGCUGAGUGAGCUAGGUGCAAGUCUUUUGCAAUUUGGAU
This is a messenger RNA of Mollisia scopiformis, 2637 nucleotides long. RefSeq lists its product as uncharacterized. The transcript is spliced from 2 exons. NCBI's taxonomy places the organism in Eukaryota, Fungi, Ascomycota, Leotiomycetes, Helotiales, Mollisiaceae. Gene Ontology annotation, molecular function: 5'-3' exonuclease activity; 5'-flap endonuclease activity; flap-structured DNA binding. The record is from RefSeq and is a predicted model, not a curated record. The coding region runs from base 41 to 2608 and encodes 855 amino acids. Gene Ontology annotation, cellular component: nucleus. Gene Ontology annotation, biological process: interstrand cross-link repair.